CGGAGCAGCAGCAGAUCUCCGAGGAGGAGGAGCAGUCAAAGUUUGACUUUCCCACAGCAGGAGAAAGACUCUUUCACUCAGGAACCGAACGGCACUUGGCGACUGUGAAGUUGUGACAAAGCGGAAUAUCUCGUGUGGUGGACAUGGAGUGACACCGUCUCCGCGGGAGCUCAGAGUACAAGACGAGCCUCACGAUGGAAAGCUGUUUGGUGAAGUGGAUCCGUCUCACCUCUGUGCUGUGGCUGGGCUGCUGCGCACUGGCGGAAAAGAAAGUAUGCCAAGGCCUCACCAACCGUUUAAGCCUUCUGGGUUCCAAAGACGACCACUACCUGAGCACGGUGAAGACCUACAGCAACUGCACUGUGAUCCUGGAGAAUCUGGAGAUCACCUACAUGGAGGAGCACCGUGACCUGUCCUUCCUCAGGUCGAUUGAAGAAGUGGGCGGCUACGUCCUGAUCGCCCUCAACACAGCCUCCAGGAUUCCUCUGGAGAACCUGCGCAUCAUUCGAGGUCAUUCCCUCGAUUUGGGAGAGUUUGCCCUUUCCGUUUUCGCCAAUUAUCACAUACCUACCGCUGAGGCCACCAAAGAGGUUCUUCUGAACAGCCUGACGGAAAUUCUCAAAGGAGGCGUAAAGAUUGAGGGCCCGCAGCUUUGCCACAUGGAGACGAUACAGUGGUACGAUAUCGUCAAUGCUGACAACAAAUCCCGGAUGGAGCUCCAGGUGGCCAGCAAAAAUCGACUUUGCAAACCAUGUGACUCAAGCUGCUUUAAUGGUUCAUGCUGGGCAGCCGGUCCUCAAAACUGCCAGACAUUUACAAAGCUGAACUGUGCACAGCAGUGCUCUCAGAGAUGCAAAGGACCUUCACCGAGCGACUGCUGUAAUGAGCAUUGUGCCGCGGGCUGCACAGGACCACGGCCCACCAACUGUCUGGCCUGUCGGGACUUCCAGGAUGACGGGGUGUGUAAGGACUCCUGCCCGGGCCUCAUGCGCUACGACCCCAACCUGCACCAGCUGGUACCCAACCCCCUCGGGAAGUACAACUUCGGGGCCACAUGUGUCAAGAGCUGCCCACAUAACUACAUUGUGACGGAUCAUGGAGCCUGUGUGCGGACGUGCAGUGGGAACACAUAUGAGGUGGAUGAGGGUGGAGUGAGGAAGUGCGCCAAUUGCGAUGGACUGUGUCCAAAAGUUUGUAACGGACUUGGAGCCGGAGACCUGACUCACACCCUGUCCAUCAACGCCACCAACAUCGACUCCUUUAAAAACUGCACGAAAAUCAAUGGGAACAUUGCGAUCAUCUACACAUCGAUUCAUGGGGAUGCAUAUACCAAAACACCAAAGAUGGACCCUGCCCAGCUUGAUGUGUUUAAGACAGUUAAAGAAAUUACCGGAUCUUUGUGGAUUCAGACGUGGCCAAAGAACAUGACCUCACUCAGUCCUUUUGAGAAUCUGGAGAUCAUUCGAGGACGAACUAAGCCUGGCGUCCGCAGCCUGGUUAUUAUUCAGCUCGAUAUCGACCACCUGGGCCUUCGCUCCCUCAAAGAAAUCAGCGAUGGAGACGUGUACAUCAUUAAGAACAAGAACCUGUGCUACACCAAUAAAAGCCACUGGGAGGGGCUCUUCAGAUCAAAAAGGCAAAGUGCCAACGUGGGGGAAAAUGCUGACGUUGCCACAUGUGCGCUGAAGAACAACACCUGUGACAGGAAGUGCACCGCGGAGGGCUGCUGGGGUCCGGGCCCGGACAUGUGCCUCGCCUGCCGUGACUACAGCCGCGACGGGAGCUGUGUCAGCUCCUGCAACAUCCUCGAGGGAGAGCGGAGGGAGGUGGUCGUGAAUAGAACCUGCAUGGAGUGUCACGGCGAGUGUCAACGCAUGAACGGGACGACAACCUGCAGCGCACCUGGUUCUGGAAAUUGUACGAAGUGUGCCAACUUCCAAGACGGCCUGUUCUGUGUGUCUCGCUGUCUCCAAGGCGUGCCAGGGGAGGACGAAGCGCUGGUGUGGAAAUACUCCAACGAGAUGAAAGUGUGCAAGCUGUGUCACAAGAACUGCACUCAGGGGUGCAUUGGGCCUGGUCCUGAAGGCUGCCAGACCAAGAGAGCCUCUGGUCUCUCCAUGAUCGCAGCCGGUGUAGUCGGCGGGAUGCUGGCUGUUCUGAUCGCAGGCCUGUCCGUCUUCGUGCUGCUCCGCCGACGCCACAUCAAGAGGAAGAGGACCACGCGCAGGCUGCUCCAAGAGAGACAGCUGGUUGAGCCUCUGACUCCGAGCGGAGAGGCACCGAACCAGGCGCUGCUGCGGAUCCUGAAAGAGCCGGAGUUCAAGAAAAUCAAAGUGCUGGGGUCCGGGGCGUUUGGCACAGUUUAUAAGGGCCUGUGGGUUCCGGAGGGCGAGGACGUGAAGAUCCCAGUGGCCAUCAAGGUUUUAAGAGAGGCCACAUCACCGAAAGCAAACAAAGAAAUCUUAGACGAGGCGUAUGUGAUGGCCAGUGUGGAUCACCCCCACGUGUGUCGUCUGCUCGGCAUCUGCCUCACGUCCACGGUGCAGCUCGUCACCCAGCUGAUGCCCUUCGGCUGCCUGCUGGACUACGUCAAAGAGAACAAGGACAACAUCGGCUCCCAGCACCUGCUCAACUGGUGUGUGCAGAUAGCCAAGGGUAUGAACUACCUGGAGGAGCGCCACUUGGUGCACCGCGACUUGGCAGCCAGGAACGUUCUGGUGAAGACUCCUCAGCACGUCAAGAUCACAGACUUCGGUCUGGCUAAGCUCCUCGAUGCAGAUGAGAAGGAGUACCAUGCAGACGGUGGAAAGGUCCCGAUAAAAUGGAUGGCCCUUGAAUCUAUCCUGAACAGGACGUACACGCACCAGAGUGAUGUAUGGAGCUUCGGUGUGACAGUUUGGGAGCUGAUGACAUUCGGGACCAAACCGUAUGACGGGAUUCCAGCCUGUGAAAUAGCUGCAGUCCUGGAGAAAGGGGAGCGACUGCCCCAACCCCCGAUCUGCACCAUCGACGUCUACAUGAUCAUGGUGAAAUGUUGGAUGAUUGAUGCCGACAGCCGACCUCGCUUCCGGGAACUAAUAGCCGAGUUUACGAAGAUGGCUCGGGAUCCCUCACGGUAUCUUGUCAUUCAGGGGGAUGACCGCAUGCACCUACCGAGUCCGUCAGACACCAGGUUGUACCGCAGCCUGAUCAGCGGGGAGGACAUGGAGGACGCUGUGGAUGCAGACGAAUACCUGGUGCCGCAACACGGCUUCUUCAGCAGCCCGAGCAAGUUCAACAGGCCGCUGCUCCACUCCGCAAGCCUCAACAGCAGCAUUGGAACGUGCAACAGCAGAACCGGUUUACUGAACGGGUUCCCGAGCAGGGACGGAAGCUUGGUUCUCCGGUACAUCCCCGACCCCACAGACAAAUUUUUAGACGACGCCUUCCUGCCGGCGCCAGACUACAUGAACCAGAACGGAGUCUCGGAUGUGAUGAAUCCCAUCUACAAGCACCCGGGUCCACCUCGCACACUCCUCCCCACCAUCUCCUCAGACGACACGGAGACAGAGUACCUGAACUGCUAUAAGAACGGCGACAGCGGGCACGAGUACCUCAACGACCUUGCGCCCCGCGCCAUCCUCCCGAUCACCUCCAACGGGACGGCCCACUGCAUUCAGAAAUACCACCCCCAGAACAGCAUAGACAACCCUGACUACCAACAGGAUUUCAACCCCUUCUUCAAGAGCCACGCCAACGGACACAUCCCGGCAGCGGAGAACGCAGAGUACCUGGGUCCAGACUGACCACGUAACGGAUAAAAAUACAAGACACUUUCCUUUCUUUCCUGAAAUGUCUGGGCUGGAGAAACACACCUGAGUGGUACCAUCAACUAUCAUAUAUGUUGUAUCCUGUCCCAUGAAGUCAGGUGACACUGUGCAGCUUUCCAUGUUGUUUGCAUGCUGUCGUAACUGUCUUAUAAAACCUGUCUCAUUCCAAAGAGCUUUUUCCUCACAAAUCAAACGAUAAGUGAUUUUUACUCGGUGAAAGCUGGACGAGAGCCGAAGCACACGUGACUCAGUUGACCUGAGUUUGUGGAGCAGAUGCGCUCCGUCCCAAUGUGUCGUCAGAAAGUGAAAACCUCUUCCCAAUGUCUCAGAAGUGAAAAAUGCUGCAUGUGAUCCCAAUGUGUCGGUGGAGGAUGUAACUGCCUGAAUUUCUUUGGGAGGCAGAAGGACAGAAACUGGCAGCUCAGCCCAAAACACAACUUAAGGUACAUGCGUCACAGAAUCACAAUCAUCAAAGGAGUAUUGAUGAGUUCGAAUAGAAAGGGUUGACGCACACACACACAGUGGGGCGCUCGGUCGAUACUGAUGUGAAGCCUUUGACUGGUGGGGCCCUCGGGGGCCUGAGGACACUCCUCCUGGAGGAUCAGUCAACGAGGAGGCAAGAUGUCGCAACGUAUAGAAAUUAUUGUUUAGCGGGAAUACUGGUGAAUGAUAUCAUUGAAACAUGUUAACCUUUCUGCUCUAAGACAGUUCUGUGUGUGUGUGAGAUUGAUUUUGUUGCCUCUUAGGUUAGGGUUAACUUGGGGUUAGAACACAACACUUGGACACGCGCAGACCGUGAAUGUUAAUAAGACUUAAAAAGUCCCUCAUUGAAACCUUAAUCAAUUGGUUAAAAUCCCAUCAUAGAAGGAUGAAAUAAAUAAAAUAAGGGAUGAUUUAAAAGAGCAUAGAUACAGGUGGUGAAGCUUAUAAACAUUCUCCAGACCUCUCCUAUGGCUGUUAAUUUAAAAAAGGUGGGACAUGUUAAUAUGAAGAUUUGUCAUAAAUAAUGAUUAAUAAUAAAUAACAGCAAUGAUAAGUGGUUAAAAUUCAUUAAGUUAAGGGAUAAGGUUUUGGUGAGGCUGUCAACAAUGAAUGGAAGUCAAUGCAAACUGCAAACGAACUGUCUGUGUGUUCCUGUGUGCCCGGAUGUGUGUUACCACAGCAACUAUGUAGAGAAUGUGAUGGUAAAUAUGGCGAAUGUGAUUGUGGUCAUAUUCAGGCGGGUCUGUUUCGUAAGUGUAGCGCUCUUGAGUGAAGCGUAUUUGUGUGGACCCGCAAAGUUCGCUAAACUCUGGGCUGUGUAGGAGUGUGGAGUAUUCCUCUGCUCACACAGGAAACUCUUUUUCCUGCCCUGUUACUGAUCAUUUCCUUCCAAUAGUUUAUUUUUAACACUCCUGACUUAAGGAGGUUGUCAAGUUUUUACACUCGACUCGACGAACCAUAAACUUAAAAAACGGGGGGGGGAAACUCCAGUAGCUCCAGAUGUGUUCCCAUAGAGGUUUUAUUUGUGUGUGUGUGUGUGUGUGUGUGUGUGCGUGUGUUUCCACUUGUUUGAAAUGCUGGUUGAACUGUCUUAGAGUCACGUGAGCAGCUUGUUUGAAUUUUUAACUAACUGUCAUUACUAGUGGUAUUUCCUUGUAAACACGAUGUAUUUUAGUGACUGUUUGAAUGACUCUGUGUCUUAUUAGAAACUCAGGAUGUUUCUGAUGUUUUGGUCUAAAGUAUCAUUCCCAGGAGACUUUUCCUUCUCUGUGUUUUUCUUUUUGUUUAGACUGUUGAGACCGUCUCUGUGAACCUGCCCCUCAAGCUUUAAAGUCUUGUUGUCUUGCAAGAGCUUUAACUUUGCGAAUAUCAUUCCUAGUUUUAAAGGAAUCUCCUCUUGUAGCAGCCUGUAGACCUACUUUUACAGAUUUUACACAGGUACAUGUACAGAAAACAGUGGAUAUUGCUGUAAUAUACCCCCUUAAAAAUUCACCUAUAAUUUAUACUAUCAGUACACCAUUUUGUCACAUCAUACAUGAAUAUGCACUUGUUCCUGAAUUGUAAUUAUUUCAUUCAGAAGUGAAUAUGAAUAAAUCUUUUUUUUCUAUGGAAACACA
Molecule: messenger RNA, 5908 nt
Organism: Hippoglossus stenolepis (Pacific halibut)
Lineage: Eukaryota; Metazoa; Chordata; Actinopteri; Pleuronectiformes; Pleuronectidae
Gene: egfra
Product: epidermal growth factor receptor a (erythroblastic leukemia viral (v-erb-b) oncogene homolog, avian)
Exons: 28
Coding region: 195-3785 (1196 amino acids)
Biological process (GO): positive regulation of epithelial cell proliferation; cell surface receptor protein tyrosine kinase signaling pathway; negative regulation of apoptotic process
Cellular component (GO): basal plasma membrane; signaling receptor complex
Molecular function (GO): ATP binding; epidermal growth factor receptor activity; epidermal growth factor binding
Source: RefSeq, a predicted model, not a curated record